AUUUGGAGAAGGUAUAGAGUUGCUGCUACAAUCUUCGUGCAUCUUCUUUCAUCACUAGCAAUUGAUGCUUCCAUCCAUAGGUGUUGCUUCAGGUCUUUUGCACAUUCUUUCACAAUUGAUGAUUUCUCACAAUUGGCAAUCGUUAGGUGGUAGUUACAGAAACGAGAACCACAACACCAGGUGAACCACACAUCUAGUUGAGCACAUUACCGGGAGAGGAUUGAUCAUGUUUCAAUUAGUUCAUUUGUGUUAGGUAAAUGGGUCUGAACAUCAGAAGAUGUCUUAAUUGGAUAUGGUGUUUUGUUAGGGAAUUAAUAUGAUAUGAUGAAAAAGUUAAUGUAUUAUAUUUGUUUAGCAUUGGAAUAAUUUUUUAUAUCUAACAUACUACGUAUUGUGAAAUGGAUUGUCUUG
This is a messenger RNA of Lactuca saligna, 411 nucleotides long. The record is from the annotation of a GenBank genome assembly. Lineage: Eukaryota; Viridiplantae; Streptophyta; Magnoliopsida; Asterales; Asteraceae.